AUGAAUGGAUCAGAAAUGAAGGCUGCCAACAAUAACAAGUCAUCAGAUGACAAUAAUAAUGAGUGCAUUGUGCGAGAACAAGACCGGUUUAUGCCGAUAGCAAAUGUGAUCCGAAUCAUGAGAAAGAUCCUCCCGCCUCACGCCAAAAUCUCAGACGACGCCAAAGAAACCAUCCAGGAAUGUGUUUCAGAGUACAUUAGCUUUGUGACAGGUGAAGCUAAUGACCGAUGCCAGCGUGAGCAGAGGAAGACCAUCACUGCUGAAGAUGUUCUCUGGGCUAUGAACAAAUUGGGGUUUGAUGAUUACAUAGAGCCGUUAACUGUGUAUCUCCAUCGUUUCAGGGAGUUUGAUGGCGGUGAACGUGGGUCUGUUAGGGGCGAGCCGCUUGUGAAGAGGAAUAUUAGUUCCGAUCCGCCGUUUGGUGGUCCUUUUGUGCCUGCUGCUUUUCAUAUGGGUCAUCAUGGCUUCUUUAGUCCAGCUGGCAUUGGCGGUUUCUUGAAAGACCCGUCAACUGCUGGACCUUCUGGACCUGCAAUUGCUACUUUCGAGCCAUACGAGCAGUGUAAGGAGUAA
This is a messenger RNA of Erigeron canadensis, 573 nucleotides long. RefSeq names its product nuclear transcription factor Y subunit B-1-like. The transcript has a single exon. Gene Ontology annotation, biological process: regulation of transcription by RNA polymerase II. NCBI's taxonomy places the organism in Eukaryota, Viridiplantae, Streptophyta, Magnoliopsida, Asterales, Asteraceae. Gene Ontology annotation, molecular function: protein heterodimerization activity; RNA polymerase II cis-regulatory region sequence-specific DNA binding; DNA-binding transcription activator activity, RNA polymerase II-specific. The record is from RefSeq and is a predicted model, not a curated record. Gene Ontology annotation, cellular component: CCAAT-binding factor complex; nucleus. The coding region runs from base 1 to 573 and encodes 190 amino acids.